This is a messenger RNA of Diutina rugosa, 2337 nucleotides long. RefSeq names its product aconitate hydratase (gene ACO2). The record is from RefSeq and is a predicted model, not a curated record. Gene Ontology annotation, molecular function: aconitate hydratase activity; 4 iron, 4 sulfur cluster binding. Gene Ontology annotation, cellular component: cytosol; mitochondrion. Gene Ontology annotation, biological process: tricarboxylic acid cycle. NCBI's taxonomy places the organism in Eukaryota, Fungi, Ascomycota, Pichiomycetes, Serinales, Debaryomycetaceae. The transcript has a single exon. Bases 1 to 2337 code for a protein of 778 amino acids.
AUGCUUAGAGCCCGGCGCUUGCUAGCCACGCGCGCGUUCGACGUCCCCGCCGAGUAUGCGCUGAGAACCCCGCCUUACCAAAAGCUCGUCGCCAACUUGGAGCGGGUGCGCCGCCAGUUGCCGGCGGCGAAAUUGACGCUUGCGGAGAAGAUCUUGUACUCGCACUUGGUCGACCCCGAGGAGCUGUUGGCCGGCGCCCGGCUGGUCAGUGACAUUAGGGGCGAGCGCUACUUAAAGCUUAACCCCGACCGGGUGGCGAUGCAGGACGCGCUGGCGCAAAUGGCGCUCCUCCAGUUUAUGACCUGCGGCAUGAAGCUGACGGCGGUGCCGGCGCUGAUCCACUGCGACCAUUUGAUCGUCGGCAAGGACGGCGCCGACGACGACUUGAAGGCGCUGAUCGCCACCAACAAAGAAGUGUUUGAUUUCUUACAGCUGUGCGGCGAGAAGUACGGGAUCCAGUUCUGGGGCCCGGGGCUGGGGAUCAUCCACCAGAUCGUGCUUGAGAACUUUUCGGUGCCCGGGCUUAUGAUGUUGGGGACCGACUCGCACACGCCUAACGCCGGCGGCUUGGGCGCCAUCGCCAUUGGCGUCGGCGGCGCCGACGCCGUCGACGCGCUCACGGGGACGCCGUGGGAAUUGAAGGCGCCCAAAGUGUUGGGGGUGAAAUUGACGGGCCAAUUGUCUGGGUGGACCCUGCCGAAAGACGUCAUCACCAAGCUCGCCGGCAUCUUGACGGUGCGCGGGGGUACCGGCUACAUUGUCGAGUAUUUCGGCGACGGCGUCAAGCUGUUGUCGUGCACGGGGAUGGCGACGAUCUGCAACAUGGGCGCCGAGAUCGGCGCCACCACCUCGACCUUCCCUUACCACGAGGCGCACCGGCGCUAUCUUGUCGAGACGGGGCGCGCCCCCAUCGCCGCCGCCGCCGACGCCGCGCACGCCGCCGGGUUUUUGGGCGCCGACGCCGGCGCCGACUACGAUAAGGUCGUCGAGAUCGACUUGACGACGCUCGAGCCCCACGUCAACGGGCCGUUCACCCCCGACUUGCUGACGCCGAUCUCGCAGUUUGGCGCCAAGGCCGCCGAGGAAGGGUGGCCGCUGACGGUGCUGGCGGGGCUCAUUGGCUCGUGCACCAACUCGUCGUACCAGGACAUGCUGCGGGCGGCGCUGCUUGUGCGCCAGGCCGCCGCCGCCGGGCUCAAGCCCAAGAUCCCGUUUUUCGUCACCCCCGGGUCGGAAUUGAUCCGGGCGACGAUCGAGCGCGACGGCCUCGUCAAAACAUUCGAAGAUAACGGCGCCGUGGUGCUUGCCAACGCCUGCGGGCCCUGUAUCGGCCAGUGGGACCGUACCGAUAUCGAUAAGCUGCUGACGGCCACCAACGCCAUCUUCACCUCGUUUAACCGUAACUUCCGCGCCCGUAACGACGGCAACCGCAACACGAUGAACUUCUUGACUCUGCCGGAUAUGGUGACGGCGAUGAUCUAUUCCGGCGACGCCAAUUUCAACCCCGUCACCGACUCGAUCACCAAGGAAGACGGCACUCAGUUCAAGUUUGACCCGCCUCAGGGGGACGAGUUACCCUCGGCCGGCUUCAUCAAAGGCCGCGCCCAGUUCUACCCGGACCCGCUGCCCCAGCCCAAACCGGAAGUCGAGGUGAACGUGCUGCCGCUGUCGGACCGCUUGCAGCUUUUGCAGCCGUUUAACCCUUGGAACGGCGACGAACUCGAAACCACCGUGUUACUCAAAGUGGAAGGCAAGUGCACCACCGACCACAUCUCCGCUGCCGGCGCCUGGCUCAAGUACAAGGGCCACUUGGAGAACAUCUCGUAUAACACGUUGAUUGGCGCCGUCAACAAGGAGACGGGCGAGGUCAAUAAGGCCUACGACCUCGACGGCACCGCCUACGGCAUUCCCGAGCUCAUGAUCAAAUGGAACCAGGAACAGCGGCCGUGGGUCGUCGUCGCCGAACACAACUACGGCGAGGGCUCCGCUCGUGAGCACGCGGCGCUCUCGCCGAGAUUUUUGGGGGGGCAGAUCAUCUUGGUGAAGUCGUUUGCCCGCAUCCACGAAACCAACUUGAAGAAACAAGGGAUGUUGCCGUUGACGUUCGCCGACGAGGCCGACUACGACCGCCUCUCGCUGGGCGACAAAUUGACCACGGUCAACUUGAAGGAGAUGAUCGCUAACGACGGCAACAACGGCGGGAGCCUCACGGUGCGGGUCACGAAGCGCGACGGGUCCCAGUUCGACAUCGAGUGCAAGCACACCAUGUCCAAGGACCAGGUCGAUUUUUUCAAGGCGGGGUCGGCCAUCAACCACAUCGGCAACCAAAAGAAGUAG